Molecule: messenger RNA, 1338 nt
Organism: Aspergillus thermomutatus
Lineage: Eukaryota; Fungi; Ascomycota; Eurotiomycetes; Eurotiales; Aspergillaceae
Exons: 6
Coding region: 1-1338 (445 amino acids)
Source: RefSeq, a predicted model, not a curated record
AUGCUCUCAGUCUCCGCUGGAAAGCCUCAGUUUAGGUCCAAACAUACUGCCACGACAGCUUUGGUUCUUCCAGAAUGGUGGAGGAACCAGGAUGCAGUGUCCUGGGUUUUACAGUUCAGAAAAGUCCUCGAGAGCAUAAUCUACAGAUGCGGUGAAGCCCUCCAGAAAGCUUUACUUAUUUUUGAACAAAACGACGCUACUAGCGAUGUCCAUCACACCUCGCUUAGUCAGUUCCUUCCAAAGCUCUGCGUUCGAUGGAAGGAGUUCAGUGACACGAAGAGCAUCACUACAACAUUUCUCUCAUCCUCGGUGAUCUAUGAUGACUUCGAUGCUAUGCCCGUCUGCAAUGAUCCUACGGAGAAGCUGGAGAAGAUUUCACUGACCGAUCCCGAGCAUGAGAGCCUUUCAUCUGAAGGCGAAGAUCCAGCCUGUCUUUUGAAAGAUGAGAUUGUCCCGGUUCCUCGCGGCAUCAAUCCUGUGGACUUCCUGAUGAAGUUUUCCUCGAUCGUUCCAGUUAUCACCACCAAGAAACUCAUCACUGAUGGGGUCAACCAGGAAGCUGAACACCAAAAGUUGAUAGACAACGCCCUCGCAUACAAAGCCUCCGUCCAGAACAAACUGACAGAACUCACAUCUGCCAUCGAUGGAUUCCAAUCAGCCUUUGGACGAUCUUAUUACCCACAAACGCCAUCGACGAGCUUAAUUGACAAGGUCCGACGUGUCGUCCGACGACGUCCGUUACGUUCCCUAUUUGCUUCCUUUGCUUCAUUUGACGACGUCCAAGUUGCGCCAGCCUUUCAGAUCUCAGACGGAAUUACCUCAGAAGUAGCACCACGUCGCGUCGUUGCGAACAUCUACCCGUUUGGCCGCCCGCAGACUUUUCCGGACAGCGUCCUGUGUUUAAAAGUCAAAAGCGAAAAGAAGAAACUCGGUGAUGGAGUCAAGUUAGCCAAGAGGAAGGCGAAGACAUCAGAAGGCACGUCAAAGAGGCAGAAGCAACCCAGCAGCCAACGCAGCAACCACAGCGAACACAGCGAAGGACCGCGUUACGUAGACGCGUCGGAAUAUGAAAGUGAAAUGGCUGGUCAGAUCAAGCCCGACGAUUUCAAACCAGGGAUCAUUAUGCCAACUGAAGAAACCCUGGAGCAGUUCCGCCAACAUCAAAAGGUCUUUGAUAACAAGGCAUAUCAAAGGGAGAAUUACGAGGAGGUCUGCAAGAAGUUGAAUAUCAAGAACCCUGAUAAUCUGCGGAUGCGCUCUAUGAACAAGGGCCACAGUGUUGAAGUUUUGGCAGCCAACUGCGAUUGCGGGUAUUCUCAACAUAAGGUCAAAGGCUAA